UGUACCCCGUUCGGAGGUGCUCGUUGCCUGUUCCACCGACAGACUGGAUAUCGAUUCAGCAACAGCGAGACCCGUUGCAACAUCCCACACCACGCCCAAAAGGAAAAAGUUCCACGGCACACUUCAGUUACCUUUUGUUCGAGCUCCGAGAAGACGAAACUUCCUGGCUCCCCAUCUCCGAGGGAAGACCACCUGAGCUUCUGUCCUCCCCGCUUAGACGACCAUGUACAACACAAGCAGCAUGCAGACCCCUGACGACGCUGAGGCGCCAUUGUCCUUUAUAUUCCCAAUUGGGUAUAGCAGCGCAUCUGAUUGCGGUUAUUGUCGAGGGACUUCCCGUGCAGGUAAACGAAAACGUUACUCUUACUAUGCUACGAGCAAGUCCUUAUCAACGCACCUAUAUCAAAAGCUAGUUGAUCGGUAUUGGAGACGGUCCGGGACUCUUCUCUACAGGCCGAACCCGAGAAACUCUUGUUGUCCCCACUAUACUCUUCGCCUGGACUCAACAGAGUUCAAAUCUUCAAAAGACCAGCGGCAAACUGUCAACCGGUUCAACAACUACGUUAUCGGUCCUGAGUACACACAUGCUGCUGCCCGUCUUCAUCCUCGCACGCGCCAGGAAGCACGGAAACGGCACAAUGAGUUCGAUUUGAUUGACAGAAUCCAUGAACCCGAGGCACAAUUUCUGAAGACACCUCCAGAGCCAGCCCACAGGUUUACUGUCACAUUGGAGCCAGACGAGUUUACGGAGGAAAAGUAUCUCAUCUUUGAGAACUAUCAGAGACUUGUUCAUAAAGAGGGCCCAGAUAAGAUUUCGCGCCACGGGUUCAAGAGGUUUCUGUGCAAUUCACCUCUUAAGCGUGAAACCAUUUACGGUUCAGACGGCGUACAACGGCUGGUGGGCUCUUAUCACCAGUGUUACUGGCUGGACGGGAAACUUGUUGCAAUAGGGGUGUUAGACCUGCUUCCUCACGCCGUCAGUUCGGUAUAUUUUCUCUACCAUGAGUCGUUUCACUCACACAAUCCAGGCAAGCUCAGUGCCAUGCGAGAGAUUGCCUUGGCUCGAGAGGGUGGCUAUCGUUGGUGGUAUCCGGGAUUCUACAUCCAUAGCUGCCCCAAAAUGAAGUACAAGAUGGACUUCAAGCCUCAGUCUGUCCUCGACCCCGAGACACUCACCUGGGACUUGAUGGACAAGGAGGCGUUGGCUGUUUUUGACGCGAAACACUACGUCAGCCUUUCCAGGGAGCGGCAACGAAAGGAGUCCGGGGAUUCCCCCAGGAUCUUCGAAGACCAUUUCAUUCGGCCAGAGAGUGACGGCGAGGGUGAUGAGGAAGAAGGGGACUUUAUGCUGGGCAGCAGUAUGCCAGGCAUUCCCUCAUUGGAAGACAUGAAGCAGGUGGAUAUGGACAACUUAGUCCUUGUUUCAGAUGCUGCCCCCGGCUACUUUCUGGCUUCCGACUUGGUCAGUUGGGAACAACAAGAUCUCGAGUUAGAGAGCAGGACGAUCAAAUCAAUGAUCGCAGAGCUGGUGGCGGCGAUGGGGACGGACGUUAUGGACGAAAUUUGUGUGGAUUUUCGGAGGAGAACUCGUGUGUUAUAGUAUAGGCAUACGAGAGAGAAGAGCAACGAAGGGAGUUGAAUAGCGUAUACAUAGGAUAUCUUUCCAGCGCAUUUUCAUCUUUUGUUCCUUCCCCUUUAACAGAUCGCGCGAAAUGUUCCUUCCUUCCUGGGCGGUUUGAUACAUGUUGAACGUCAAAUCCGGCAGGGACGACACCCGAGUGCAUUUACGACGUGCAAUAUCGCUGAAUUGCGAC
Messenger RNA from Neurospora tetraspora, 1814 nucleotides. RefSeq names its product arginine-tRNA-protein transferase. The record is from RefSeq and is a predicted model, not a curated record. Gene Ontology annotation, biological process: protein arginylation. Bases 224 to 1600 code for a protein of 458 amino acids. The transcript has 4 exons. NCBI's taxonomy places the organism in Eukaryota, Fungi, Ascomycota, Sordariomycetes, Sordariales, Sordariaceae. Gene Ontology annotation, cellular component: cytoplasm. Gene Ontology annotation, molecular function: arginyl-tRNA--protein transferase activity.